Molecule: messenger RNA, 709 nt
Organism: Drosophila serrata
Lineage: Eukaryota; Metazoa; Arthropoda; Insecta; Diptera; Drosophilidae
Source: RefSeq, a predicted model, not a curated record
UUAACUGUGCAGCAAUAUGAAGGCUUUAACUCUGUGUCUUCUGGUCUUGGUUUCGGCCACUUGCCUUCUGACCACUCGGGCCAACUCGAUUGAAUCGGUCGAUGAUUUAGACAUUGAUUUCGACUUUGAAUUCGAACUAAAUCAGUUGCCGGAUGAAUUGGAUAAUGACAAUGACUAUAUGGAUGUGGAGGAUUAUGGGUUUAUUCGCACUUGCAGGAAAAUCCUUCGCAAGGCUUUGAAGACAGUUCGUGGCACUAACUGUAUUAUCAAGGAGGUUGUCGAAAUUCUGAAUUCCUGUACAACCUACGUGGAUGCCAUCGAUGCCUGCGGCACAGCAAUUCCCAAGGAUGUGGCCAAGAUUGUGAGCAAUGUCAAGGAUAUGAUCAAGAUCUGCAAUGAUAUUCUGCAUCUGCAUUCGAAAUUGUGUGCCAAGGAAAAAUCUGUGGGCUCGGUUGUCAAGAACUCUUCUAAAUGCUUUUGGAAUCUGUUCAAGGCCAGCAUGAAGCUGACCAGAAAGAUCAAUAAGACUCUCAAACUGAUUGCCAAGUUGCCAGCAGAUACCAGCUCCUGCUUCUUGAAUGCCACCAAUAAGAUCAAGGUUUCUUUCAACUCAUUCCUGCCCAACAUUAAUGUCUGUAUUGAGUCUAUGUGAACAAUCGUUAAAGUUUACCUUAUCAGAAAUAAAUACAUUGUCAAUCUCUAAAACCAA